Messenger RNA from Drepanopeziza brunnea f. sp. 'multigermtubi' MB_m1, 1011 nucleotides. RefSeq lists its product as uncharacterized. NCBI's taxonomy places the organism in Eukaryota, Fungi, Ascomycota, Leotiomycetes, Helotiales, Drepanopezizaceae. The record is from RefSeq and is a predicted model, not a curated record.
AUGCGUCUCCUACCCUGCUUGACGAUCCUGGCCGUAGGGCUGAUGGCCCCCGUGCUGGCUUACCCUGGUCCGAGUCCAGCUGCUCCAUCUACCGGUACAUCUACACUAUCAAAUUUUCCUAAGCCGCCGGUUAAAACGCCGAUAAAGCCCUUCCAACCAGACUGCGCAGCAAUUCUCUGCAUCGCCGAGAUGCAAGUCGUCUACGACCAAACAACUGGUACCUGUGGCUGUGAAUGGAUCCCCGGCUUCGGGCCCGCAGCUAUCGACACCAGAAGUGCCGACGUCGUCGAGGUCGACCCGUCAACUUGCCCGACUAUCCGUUGCAGAGCCGGCUACCACGCCCUCUACCUACCCAGCAAGAAAGUGUGUACCUGCGUGCCUGAUGCGCCGGAUCCAAGCACGUGUCCGACGCUCGAGUGCACUUCGACGACGCACCCGGUCUACCACCCCGAGACGAAGAGCUGCUCGUGCGAGCCCAACGCUCUCGUCUGUCCGAACAUCAUCUUCUGCGCCGCGGGCAGCACGAAAGUGCAAGAUCCCAAGACGAAGGUGUGCGCGUGCAAGAUCACGAACCCGAUUCCCGCGACGUGUCCGCUGUUCAAGUGCGUGCAAGGCACCCACGUGGUGUACCACCCGGAAACCGACAAGUGCAGCUGCGACACCGACUGCCCUGAUCUCAUCUGCAUCGCGGAAAAGCAGCCGGUGUGGGACUCGGCCACCAACAGCUGUAGCUGCCAGUGGAUCCCGGGUCUGGAACCAUCCCCGGAUCCGAUGGCCGUGACGGCGCGCAGCGCCACCGCCAUGUCUACGACUCCAACCCUGCCUCCAAGACCGACAGCGCGUUCACCAAUCACCUCCAAACCCAAGCCCAAGCCUACGAUCAAACCAGGCCCGCUUCCUGGAUGUAGAGACGUCUUCUGCAUCUCAGAACAACACCCCGUGUUCAAUGCCACAUCGGGAAAGUGCGAAUGCGAAUGGAUUCCCGGGCUAGAACCUUCCUUAAUUGUCUAG